This is a messenger RNA of Tyto alba (common barn owl), 4911 nucleotides long. It is a transcript of the gene GCNT4, whose product is annotated as glucosaminyl (N-acetyl) transferase 4. The record is from RefSeq and is a predicted model, not a curated record. The transcript is spliced from 5 exons. Gene Ontology annotation, cellular component: membrane. Lineage: Eukaryota; Metazoa; Chordata; Aves; Strigiformes; Tytonidae. The coding region runs from base 1673 to 3040 and encodes 455 amino acids. Gene Ontology annotation, molecular function: acetylglucosaminyltransferase activity.
CGGGCGCGGCGCUGGCGGCGGCCGGAGGAGGAGGAGGAGGAGGGUCGUCGCCGCCGCCGCUACCGGCGGGUGCUGCCGGGGAGCUCCGGUAAGAAGGCGCCGUGUGUCUUUCAAAGUUAAUUACGGGGGGAUUUUAUGUGUCGGGAACCGGCAGCGGCUGGCAGGCUGCAGGCGCCGGAGGCAGCGCACACACCUGCCUGCAGCCCGGCUGGCGGGGGGGGUGCCCCCCUGUCGCAGCCGCAGAACUGCUCUGGAGCAGCAACAGUUACACCAACUUAACGUCUGGUUUGGUAACAGGAACCGGGUUUGCUGUGAGGUUGGCUGAAGUCUCUCCUGCUUUUUUUUUUUUUUUUUUCCCCCUCUCAGUAAAUUGCUAAAAAUGUACGUGUUAGUCUGUAGCUGUGUUUAAUUUUCCAAGUGCACUUAACUCAUUUCUUUAGUAUGGAAAGAGGCUCUUUUUCCUUCUGAAGCAACAAAAAGUAACAGAACAGCAAGCAUUUGUCAGAAAAAAAAAAAAAAAAACCCAAAAAAACAAAGUUUGUUUUUCUGGGUUUCUUUUUUUUUUUUUUUCUUUUUUCCUCGAGGAGAGACAGUAACAGCUUCUCUCUCAUUAAGGGGUGAAUAGACCUACUAAUAUUAGAGUAAGGCUUGUGGAAGUAGACUGUAAGGGAAACUUCCCUUGAGGUUAACUCAUCCACUGUGUCCCACCUGAGGAUUUGCUCCAUUGAACACCCGCUGACUUGCUUCAGAGAUCUAGUCCAUAAACCAGCCUGUUUUAUUUUGGGUUAGGCAAAUUGCCUUAAGAGUAACAUUUUAAAACAAAUAAACUUCCUUAAUAAUAAGCUUUUUGUGUUUGAUAGCCUGAGAGAGAAACAGCUGAGGGGUAGAUGUGGUAGAUAAGCUUGCGACUGGAAUGGAGGCAGUGAACAGGAAAGAGCUGCUUGCUCUGUUUCAGACCAAGAACACUCAACAGUUGAGUGAUGCUGGAAGGUAAAAGAUUGAAAUCAAGCUAGAGAAAGUGUUUUUUACACAACACUUAGGUCAGCUGUAGCGUGUUUUUUGUCCAGCUCCCACUCUACUGGAUAUCAGAAAACUUAUAUGGGUUCAAGACCAACAGCAUGGAAGAAAUCGAAAUUUCCUAAGUAGAAAGUUGUAACCCCUGUCUUUGGAAGUUGCUGAGCUGUAAGGAAACGGAAACUCAAAGAACAUGUGAAGAUGUCAGAGAGUACUUGUACCUUCUGCUCUUUCUCCUCUUUCCAGGCAUCCACUUAUGGGUACUCUGAGACAACAUCCUGGGCUGGAUGGUCCCUAUGGAUGUGAAGUGCCUGUUCUUCCAUGCAUAUAGGUGUUCUGAGAUGGUCAUAGAAAGGGAGUCUGUCUUCUGCCCAUGACCAUAAUGGCAAUAAUGUUGUCCCGGCUGCUUUUGUACAUCCGACUUCAUACGCGCUUGAAACACUGAUAGAGGUGGAGGCUGUGGGCACUGUCAGGAUGGAGCAGACACCAGGACUUUGUUCAACCUCUGAGCCGGCCGUGCUUGGGUCGAUCUUCUGUCACAGAGCGUCCUAAAGAGCUCCACGAGGGGAAGAGACCACGGCAAAGUCUGGGAGCGUAUCUGGAAGCUGUUUGUAAAACCUGCAGAGAGCUGCUGAGCUCUGGCUUCUACAAAAUAAGAAUGAAGAGACGCAAGUGUCCCUACAAAUGUCCCUCACGAAGGAAGAUCCUGAUCCUGUGUGUUACAGGGUGGCUGAUUGCACUGCUGAAGCUCCUCCAUGUUGAAAGACACUUUUUUCCCUCUAAGGGCAUUUAUUUGGUUGAGCACUUCUUGAGCACUUCUUCUUACGUUAGAAACAGGUAUUCUUACCUUAGAAAUGAGUUCAAAUAUGAAAUUAAUUGUUCAUCUAUAUACGAACAAGAUCCCCAUGAAAUUGGCAAGAGUUUAGAGAUAAGAAGAAAAGAGAUAAUUGAUUUAGCUGACGAAGAUGUCAUAGCAAUGACAAGUGUUUGCCAUGUGUAUCGUUCACUUAGGAAAUACCACCUAAAACCUGUUUCUCCGGAGGAGGAGGGUUUUCCAGUUGCCUAUUCUUUGGUUGUUCACAAAGAUGCAGUGAUGGUAGAGAGGCUCAUACAUUCACUGUACAGUCAUCAAAAUAUUUACUGCAUCCAUUAUGACCAAAAAGCAGCAAAAAAUUUCAAAGCUGCUAUGAACAAUCUAGCUAAAUGUUUCCCCAAUAUUUUCAUUGCGUCAAAAUUGGAGACAGUGGACUAUGCACAUAUUUCACGGCUGCAAGCAGAUUUCAAUUGUUUGUCUGAUUUGAUGGCUUCUUCAGUUCCCUGGAAGUAUGUCAUUAAUUUGUGUGGCCAAGACUUCCCUUUGAGGUCAAACUUCGAGUUGGUCACUGAACUGAAGAAACUCGGUGGAGGAAACAUGCUGGAAACUAUAAAGCCAAGCAGUAGCAAAAAAGAACGAUUCACCUAUCACUAUGAACUUAUGAAGGUGCCUUAUGAAUACAUGCAGAUGCCUGUAAAAACCAACAUUUCCAAGAAUCCGCCACCUCACGAUAUUGAAGUAUUUGUAGGCAGUGCCUAUUUUGUUUUAAGCCGAGCAUUUGUUCAAUAUACCCUUGAAAGCUCUCUUGCAAAAGAUUUUUUCGAGUGGUCAAGGGAUACAUACUCUCCAGAUGAACAUUUCUGGGCCACUCUCGUACGUGUUCCUGGCGUCCCUGGGGAAGUUCCAAGGUCAGCCCAGGACAUAACAGACCUACAAAGCAAAACUCGUCUGGUGAAAUGGAAUUAUCUUGAAGACCAUUUGUAUCCUCCCUGCACUGGUACCCACCUUCGCAGUGUCUGCAUCUAUGGGGCCGCAGAAUUAAGAUGGCUUCUGAAUUAUGGUCACUGGUUCGCCAACAAGUUUGACUCCAAAGUAGAUCCUGUCCUGGUAAAGUGCUUGGCAGAAAAACUGUCAGAACAACAGAAAGAGUGGGUAUAUUUGUCCUCUGAUAAAUACUUCCUGCACAUAAAUUCUAUGAAUGCCUCGCUAUAGCAGCACUGUCUUCCCUGCUGUCAGUACUGUGUACUGUUACAGCACAGCACCUGCAGUUCCUCUGCCUUGACUUGCUGCAGGAUGUUAGUGAGUAGAAGUGUCCAUUCUGCAUGAAGUUCAGGGCCCUGGAGAGCCAGGUGCCUGGUCAUUUAUUUAUGAAAGGUCAUGCCUCUCUGAUUAACUGUUUUGUAACUUGCCACAAUAAUCCUGUAAUUGUUCUUCAGGGUGAUUCUGAGAGGGUGAGGUUUGCUUUUGGAGGUGCUGGCACUGUCUAUCCCAAUGGAGUAUUUCAGAAAUGUGUUUUACAUCAAGUGUGUUUGCAUCUUUCCUAAGAAACUCCAAUGUGUCUGUCUGCCUGUCCCCUUCUCCUUCACUUUUGUUUUUCUUAAAAGUAUGAAACAAAGACCUCCGUAUCUGCUACCUCAGGAAAACUGGAAGUGCCCAGCUCGUGGACAAAACCAAGAGAUCAGCAUGACACCAAAUGAGCCAUGUGGCCUCAACUGCAGUCCCAAACUUCCCAUCUGUGGGAGCUGACAAAGAUCUUUGCAAUGUGAAUAUGACUGGAUGAUAUAAGGGAAAGAAGAUCCGCAUUUUCCAUAGAAUCAUUCUCUUCUCCCAGCUCAUCUGUGUGUUGCUUUUCCUUCUGUGAAGUGUGUGCUCAGGUGCCAUGCCAUGCCUAUGAAAUCAGUGAUGGUCGAUUGAAACAGAAUUAUGCACUGUUCCUCAAAGGCAGUUUACAAGCGUGCCCUAAGGGCAGUCUCUGCAGCCCCUUUGAGUAGAUAUCCAUGCCAAAAGAGGUCAAUCUUCAUUUCUAUCUCUACCUGUAGAAAUAUUCUCCUGUGAAAUCCCAGUCCUCCCGAGACAGUAUGUCCACACAGAGUGGAUAACAAGUGCUAUUUCUAGUUAGCGUUCCACAUUGUGGUGCUAUGUUGAAAUGCAAAACAUGCAAAGUCAAGCAGAAAUCAUAAAUAUAGUCAUAUUGCCAAAACAAAGACCCUGUGUAGAAAUGUCUUUUUGUGCAAGUCUCAUGGCCUUGCACCACCAUGAUCCCAACCGCUCUGACGGGUGCCUGAGCAAGCCCUGGUUCAUCUGUAGAGCAACUGUUCUCCAACAGCCUCUGCUUCCCAUUGCCCUGCCAGGCCUCCUGGCAGUGAAGUCACCUGGGAGCCUCCUCGCAGCUGGGCUCUCACAGAUUUCUUGUGAGAUCUCAGACAAAUCAGCUGAGUUUUCUUUCAGCUGUUCCAGCUGUAAAAUGGGAAAAACUAUGUUCUAUUAUCUUGCUAAGCACUUCAAAACCUAUGGCUGUUGUGGGCUGGCUGCACAGUACUAAUUGCUUAUCAAACUAUUUAUGGAGUCUGUGGGCACACAGAUCAAAUAGUGGGCUGGUUGCACAGUACUAAUUGCUUAUCAAACUAUUUAUGGAAUCUGUGAGCACACAGAUCAAAUAUUUCCUUGAUGUACUGUUUCUGAAAUAAAUGGGGAUUAUUUGUAAAGUGUGUGUUACUUACUUCAGUGACUUGCCAUAUCUGCUCAGGGUUGUCAUGACUUGAUGUGAUUUAUAGACACACUGUAGAAAAUGUAAUAUUGACAGUAUUUACAGAUUCAUUCAUCAGUACUUGUAUGUAGAGUCCUCAUGUGGAAAAAGCUUAAUAAAAUAAGAUGUUAGGAUCCCAGAGGGCCAAGCCACAGCCUUCUGGACACAUAAAUUGAUGUUUAAUGAUAUAUUUAGAAGUUUUUAUUUAGAUAAACUGGCUUUAUGUAUGUAUAUACACACAUCCCCAUUUGUGUUUAAUUUGAGUGGUUUGCUCUACCGUAAAUGUAUUAAAAAAAUCCACCAGCACAUUAAACUUAACUGAAGUAAAUAAUUUUAA